AUGUUGGCUUGUAAAGGCAAGCAUGUGUUAAUCUUAGAUGAUUUGUGGGAUAAACUUUCUCCUGAAGAAGUAGGCAUCCCCGAGCCUUCUAAUGGGAGCAAAUUAUUGGUAACAACUCGGUUGUUAGAUGUGUGUCACUAUUUGGAUUGUCGAGAAGUUAGAGUGCCGACUCUUUCAAAACCAGAUGCAUGGAGGUUGUUCUUGGCAAAAAUAGGUCAAGAUGUUUUUAAUCAUCUAGAUCUAUUACCCUUUGUGAAAUCUGUUGCUGAAGAAUGUGCCGGUUUGCCCUUAGCUAUUGUUACAAUAGCAAGCAGUAUGAAGGGUGCACGAAACCUUCACGAGUGGAGGAAUGCACUCCAUGAAUUAAAAAGACAUGUCAAGAGUGUGAAUGUGAUAGAAGAGAAGGUAUUUCAACAACUUCAGUUCAGCUAUUAA
Messenger RNA from Durio zibethinus, 435 nucleotides. Lineage: Eukaryota; Viridiplantae; Streptophyta; Magnoliopsida; Malvales; Malvaceae. The record is from RefSeq and is a predicted model, not a curated record.